GCCCUAUCUAUCUGUACGAUUGCUUGAAUUCCUCCUCUCUAAUGGCGGCUCAGAACAUAACAGAGUACGAACGUCGAAGACUUGAAAACAUCAAACGAAAUGACGAAAUGCUUACUUCUCUCAAGAUCCAUUCCAAACUUCAAGAAAUUUCUACCGCCGUUAAGCGUGAAAGAACACAGAGUAAAAGAUACAAAGUCAGUCCGACGAAGAAACCAAGAAGCGAAACGUCAACAAUCAUCCGGCGAUCUCUUCGUGUCAGAGGACAGCCCCCAGAUGCCGCUACAAUCAAUGGGCUCAAAGAUGAUUUUGUUGAAACCCCAAGGAAAUCCAUAAAUUCAAAACCUUUUUCUAAACCGUUUCCUCCAAAUUUGGGACCCAUUAGCAUGAGAGAUGCGUACAGUAGCGAUGACUAUGAUGUUGAACUCUCUGAAAAGAUUUUGUCUGCUUCUUCUAACUGUGAAUCUUGUUUUGAUGAGAAGUUAGAAGUCUCGAAGAUGAUUGAUUUAGAUUUACUAAAGUUGAAGCCGGAAAAUAUUGCUAGAGUGUUGCCAAAUAGAAUCUUAUCUAUGAAAUUCUUACCCUCAAUAGACAUGAAAAUGAUUGUUGCAGGGAAUAAUUUAGGAAAUGUUUGUUUUUGGGAUAUUGAUUCUGAUAAGAAGGGAGAUGGAAUUUAUCUGUUCCGUCCACAUUCUGCGCCUGUUUCGGGGAUUGCUGUUCAAUCUUUUUCCCAAGCAAAGGUGUUCAGCAGCGGCUAUGAUGGAUGUGUACGACUGAUGGACGUUGAAAAGGAGGUUUUUGAUCUCCUGUAUUCCAGUGAUGACGCAAUAUUUUCUCUUGGUCAACAACCAAAUAAUCAGAAGUCCUUGUAUUUUGGUGAGGGGAAAGGAGUUGUAAAUGUAUGGGAUAAUAAUGCAGGAAAGUCUUCAAAUUCAUGGGCUUUGCAUGAAUCCAGAAUUAAUACCAUCGAUUUCAACCCAGCAAAUGCCAAUGUCAUGGCAACAAGUUCAAGUGACGGCACUGCCUGCAUUUGGGAUUUGAGAAAAAUGAAUAAAGACAAGCCACGGUGUAUACGAGAAGUUCUACAUGAAAAGGCUGUAAAUUCUGCCUAUUUUUCACCCUCAGGGGGGUCUCUUGCAACAAUAAGUUACGAUAACAAGAUUGGCUUGUCAACUGGUGCUACUUUCGAGAAUAUAACAAUGAUAAGCCACUACAAUCAUACAGGAAGAUGGAUUUCUCCUUUCAGAGCAAUAUGGAGUUGGGAUGACUCAAGCCUCUUCGUUGGCAAUAUGAGAAGAGGAGUAGAUGUCAUUUCCACUGAACAGAAAAGAACAGAAACAACUUUACAAAGCCCUCAUUUGUCUGCAAUUACAUGUCGUUUCGAUAUCCACCCCUACCAUGUUGGAAUGCUUGCCGGAGCGACCAGUGGUGGUCAAAUCUAUAUUUGGACACCAUAAUAAUACUUGGUACAUUUGACUUGCUUUUUCACAUAGAACUCUGUUUCUAGAUAGCUUAAAAUGUUUGUUGCUAUUGGAUUUGUCAUUAAUGUAAAGACUGUCAAAACUGAAGUAGAAAUUAAUUAUUGCUAUUGUCUUUCUACUUU
Molecule: messenger RNA, 1600 nt
Organism: Impatiens glandulifera
Lineage: Eukaryota; Viridiplantae; Streptophyta; Magnoliopsida; Ericales; Balsaminaceae
Product: WD repeat-containing protein 76
Exons: 5
Coding region: 42-1454 (470 amino acids)
Biological process (GO): regulation of DNA damage checkpoint
Cellular component (GO): nucleus
Molecular function (GO): protein binding; DNA binding
Source: RefSeq, a predicted model, not a curated record